This is a messenger RNA of Strongylocentrotus purpuratus (purple sea urchin), 1809 nucleotides long. RefSeq lists its product as uncharacterized. The transcript has 7 exons. The coding region runs from base 146 to 1411 and encodes 421 amino acids. The record is from RefSeq and is a predicted model, not a curated record. NCBI's taxonomy places the organism in Eukaryota, Metazoa, Echinodermata, Echinoidea, Camarodonta, Strongylocentrotidae.
GCUAAGGAGGAGGCAAUCAGCAUCUUGGGAACACAGCAAGAAGAAAGAGCAUCUCAAUCGGAGGCUGUGCAUUCACAAGGUCGUGCAACCUAUUAAGACGGCAUCCAUUUACUGGUGAACAUUAGCUGGCAUACAGGGCAUCAUUAUGAAGCACUCACCGCUGUGCAGCUAUUCGCCCAGCUUCAUCUUGGCAUAUGUAUUCAUCUCUGCCCUGUUAGCCUGUAUUUGCCUGGAUCCAAUGAGUUGCAAUGCUCAACAGACCGAUGACAUGAAAACAACUGAUAUGAUGCCCACGAGUAAUGACCACACGAUGACAACAUCGAUAAUGAUGGAUGACAACGAUAAGAUGAUGACGACAAUGACGAUGGCAACCGAUGAUCAACACAUGAUGUCGACAUCGCAAAUGAUGAGCGACGACGAUAAGAUGAUGACGACAAUGACGAUGACAACCGAUGAUCAUCACAUGAUGUCGACAUCGAAAAUGAUGAGCGACGACGAUCCUGUGAUGACGACAACGACGAUGGCAACCGAUGAUCAACACAUGAUGUCGACAUCGAAAAUGAUGGGCGACGACGAUAAGAUGAUGACGACAAUGACGAUGACAACCGAUGAUCAACACAUGAUGUCGACAUCGAAAAUGAUGAGCGACGACGAUCCUAUGAUGACGACGAUGAUGACAGCAGCUGAGAAGACCACAAACGAUGGCCACAUUACGUCCGAAAUUACUACCAUGGAUAGACAUCACAUGAUGACGACAGAUAUGAAUACGAGGAUGCAUGACAUGACGACAGACAUGGGAUUAGAAAAUACAUCGCAAACGGAUAUGAAGCCAACGAUGACACCAACGAUGAACAUGAAUAUGACUACAGGGAUGAUGUCCGAGGCUUCUAAAGAACACAUGAACGAUAGUAUGACGACUAUGAUGAACACAAGUGGUAUGAUCCAUCGCACCACACAACCACAACCAACUAUGGCGUCAUCAGACAUGAUGUAUACUCCCACAAUGCACCAUUCAUCAUCAGUGAUGGCGCUCUCCUGUUUCUCGUGUCAGGCCACAUUGAAGACGUCUGAUUGUUAUGGCAUACAGAAUGACUCAUCGCCCGUUGCUACCUGCGCACCUAAUGAGAUAUGUGGGACUGUAAUGUAUGACCAAGGGUCUGGAACUGACCUCGUUAAUGUCUCACGGGUCUGUUUCGCUGAAGAUUGUCCCAACACCGAGGUCGAUGACAUUGCUUGUGAGAUGUCUAACGCGCCACAUCGCCGCUGUGUUCAGUGCUGCUCGGAACAUAGGUGUAACAUGCACGUCAACAGCAAGGCAGCGACAUCAUUCACUCAAUCAAAAAUGGCGUCGCUUCAAGGUGGCCUUGUGUUACUUGUCUUUGUUUUAAUGACUGGAUAUUUAAGAUGUUGAAAUAUCUAAAUACGAUGAGAAAGAAAAAUCAGCCUUUACCACAAUAUAAUACUGUCAAAAAAUUUCCCUGGUAGGUCUACAUAUUUCCAAUGAUUGAGUUUGUGUCUUUGGUAUGCAUCACGUGAAUAAGGGUAAGUACAGACUUUUAAGUUUCAGGAAGACUUAAUUAAAUCACUGUAAAGUCUUUAAAAAAAUAACCAUAACAAACCAGAAAAACGAGCAAAUAUUCAAACAGAUGUGUAUAUUAAAGGUUAGUCAAUCUGGUUAUUUGUGAUUUAUCUAGACAUGGGCACCGUUCUAAGUAAAAACUAUUUUCUCCAUUGAUGAUUCAAGUAAAAUAUUUUGAAUUAUAAGAAAGUGAUGAUUAGUCAUUUCAGCUAAACCUAAAGACAUAAAAA